AAGAAUGGUAACCCAUAUGACAAUUUCGAUCAGUACUGAAAAAUCGGAAGCUCAGCAAGCCUAAGUACCGAAACGUUAGCCCCAUAUACAUCUUCCGAAAAUUAUUCUGCCCAAUUCAUUUUAGAUUUUACGAUUCUGUUACUGCUAUCAGUUUAUAAGGGCGUUUAAAGGUCUACCGGUCCUCGCCCAGCAGAGGAAACGGUCCCUAAAAAUCUGUUAUGGUAUGAUAUUUGGCACGUCCUUGUCGACGUCACAGUAUUGACAAAUUGUAAUGGCUGUUUUGGUUGAGGUAGACACGAUGAACACUAUACAGGUAGGUUUCGAAAAAAUUGAUAAGGAAUUGAGUCGCUACCCAUACUGUAUUGUUUGGACACCAAUUCCGGGCCUUACGUGGUUCCUGCCAUUCAUUGGCCAUAUGGGAAUAUGCACCUCCACAGGUGUAAUCCGAGACUUUGCUGGGUCUUAUUUUGUAUCUGAAGAUAACAUGGCAUUUGGAAAACCAACAAAGUACUGGAAGCUUGAUAAAGACAAGCUCUAUAGUGGAGGCUUCAGUGCCUGGGACACAGCAGUGCAUGAUGCCUCUGAAGAAUACAAACAUAGAAUGCAUCUCGUGGAACAUGGUGAACCUCUGCUUAUUGUUCUUCAUCCACAGCAAACAUGUCAGGUGAGCUGCAGGUUCUUCUUUUCUGGAGUUCUGCUUGGUGUUUAUAAAAUCAGAAGCAGUCCAAAUGCACAUGACAUGGAAUCAUCAAGCUUGGGUUAUUUGUAGAAGUACAUUAAUUUAAGAACAUACUUCAGCAUUGUUAGGGAUUAUGUUGUUCACAUCCUGUUUCAUGUCAUCAUGUAUUAUUACACAGUUUAGCUGUGUGCAGGAGAUUCAUAUUUGUCCACAGUGGAAAAGGACUCAAACUAUUGAAGUUUAAAGUUGGACCAGUCAGAAGCCAGAGCAGGUGGGAGCAGAACACAAAAGACUGAAGAAAUCCCACAAAUAUUAUCUAAAUACAAUCACAUCAUGUAGCAACAAGCAAGGGAAACAGCUAGAAAGUUGUUACUUUUAUGAUUAAUCAAUGUAGUGAUCUAAAAUAUUACUCAAAAGACAUGAAAAUUAAUCAGUGUAGACAUAUUUGAUAAUGAUCACUGACACUAGAAGAUUAGUGCAAAUCUUUGAUGUUGGGCUAUUAUUUCCUUUUAAUAUUUAUUAUUUCUUGGUUUAUGUUGGAUGUUUAACACAAUAUAUUGCUGAGGCAGUUUAACGAUUUUCAUUGUUUUUCAGAUUAAACAAAUAUCUUCUAACUAAAAGUGUACAUGGAAAGGUGUGCAAGUGUAUAUGGAAUGCGUGAAGUAUAAGCACACAGUAUUUGUCAGGAGAGUGAUAGAAUUUUGCAGGAGCAGAAUGGAAUCUUGCAGGAAAUGGGGUUGACGGAGAUUUAAUACAAGUCCUUUGUAUAGCUCUAGUUUGAAGGUAGGGUCACCAAUUUUAAGUUAAAACACUUUUUGUUAUAUCUGACAAAAUUCUGUCAUCAUAUUCUGGCAAUGAAAAAUAUGCUCAGAAGAUGGAGAUCCCAGCCUCUGUUCUAGUCUCAAGUCUUGGCUAACCCAAGCUGGUGGUGGGCUCAGGGGGUCAAGGAUGAGGGCAGAUCACUGACAUUCUCCUACUUGGACAAGGAGGCAUUUCUCCUUGCCUAGCAGUCAUGUUAUGGAUGUACAGCAUUGGAGGGAACACUGAAGGGAAAGGAUAUGUAAGUCUCAAAAAAGGCUACCUUCAGCCUACUUCAACCAAAAUUGUUUGGAAUAGUGCUAAAUAAACAGGCCUUACUACUUUGUCCAAUAUUGUAAGUUUAAUACCGAGGAAAACACCUCAGCCCAAAGCGCAUAUAAUUAGUCAUGCUGCUGACAAGUUCCUGCAUAGAAUGUAGAGUAAUUCAAAAUUAAUUUCAGAGUCUGUUCUGCAUCAUCUCUGUAAUGCAUUGCCUUAAAUAUAGAGUUGUGUAUUUGUGUGUGUUUAAAGCAACUUUAAUAAAGACCCCUCCUCCCCAGAUUGAAGGUGUGCUAAGGAGAGACAGGAAAUGUGGUUUUAAAGGAAACAUGAUUCUAAUUAUGUUUCCCCUCUCUUUCAGCACUGUUGGAAUCCUGAAGACGUGGCUGCCUUUCCUCAUGAUCUGUGGAAUCAUUGUUACGGCCACUCUUGCACUCAAGCUCUAGUUGACAU
Messenger RNA from Electrophorus electricus (electric eel), 2209 nucleotides. NCBI's taxonomy places the organism in Eukaryota, Metazoa, Chordata, Actinopteri, Gymnotiformes, Gymnotidae. The record is from RefSeq and is a predicted model, not a curated record.